Arachis duranensis is the source of this 4437-nucleotide messenger RNA. RefSeq names its product myosin-11-like. NCBI's taxonomy places the organism in Eukaryota, Viridiplantae, Streptophyta, Magnoliopsida, Fabales, Fabaceae. Gene Ontology annotation, biological process: actin filament organization; vesicle transport along actin filament; pollen tube growth. Gene Ontology annotation, molecular function: ATP binding; actin filament binding; microfilament motor activity. The transcript has 35 exons. The coding region runs from base 16 to 4437 and encodes 1473 amino acids. The record is from RefSeq and is a predicted model, not a curated record. Gene Ontology annotation, cellular component: vesicle; myosin complex; cytoplasm.
AUAUAUCCCAAGGAUAUGGAAGCUCCUGCUGGCGGAGUGGAUGAUAUGACCAAGCUCUCGUAUCUGCACGAGCCUGGAGUUUUGCAGAACUUGAAAAGUAGAUAUGAAUUGAAUGAAAUAUAUACAUACACUGGAAACAUUCUGAUUGCUAUAAAUCCAUUCCAAAGGCUACCUCACAUUUACGAUGCACACAUGAUGCAACAAUACAAGGGAGCACCGUUUGGUGAAUUAAGCCCUCAUGUAUUUGCAGUUGCUGAUGUUGCUUACAGGGCUAUGAUUAACGAAGGAAAAAGCAAUUCAAUUCUUGUCAGUGGAGAAAGUGGAGCCGGUAAAACUGAAACUACGAAAAUGCUUAUGCGAUACCUUGCUUAUUUAGGAGGAAGGGCUGCCACCGAAGGAAGAACAGUUGAACAGCAAGUUCUUGAAUCAAAUCCAGUGUUAGAAGCCUUUGGAAAUGCUAAAACUGUGAGGAACAACAAUUCGAGUCGAUUUGGUAAAUUCGUUGAGAUCCAAUUUGAUAAGAAUGGAAGAAUCUCAGGAGCAGCCAUUAGAACAUACCUUCUAGAAAGAUCUAGGGUUUGUCAAGUAAAUGAUCCUGAACGCAAUUACCACUGCUUCUAUCUUCUCUGUGCUGCACCGCAGGAGGAAGUUGAGAAAUACAAAUUAGGACAUCCUAAAACAUUUCACUACCUUAAUCAGUCAAAAUGUUAUGAACUGGCCGAUAUAAGCGAUGCUCGCGAGUAUCUUGCCACUAGAAGAGCUAUGGACAUUGUUGGAAUAAGCCAAAAGGAUCAGGAAGCAAUUUUCAGAGUAGUUGCUGCUAUUCUUCAUCUUGGUAACAUUGCGUUUACCAAAGGAAAGGAAGCUGAUUCAUCUGUUCCAAAAGAUGAUAAAGCCAAAUUCCACCUGAAAACCACUGCUGAGCUUCUCAUGUGUGAUCUUGCUGGUUUGGAAGAUGCAUUAGUGAAGCGUGUGAUGAUCACCCCAGAGGAAGUUAUUAAACGGAGCCUCGAUCCGGCAAGCGCAGCAAUAAGCAGAGAUGGCUUGGCGAAAACAAUAUAUUCUAGACUCUUUGACUGGUUGGUGGACAAGAUUAACAAUUCGAUCGGACAAGACACGACUUCUAAAUGUUUGAUUGGAGUCCUUGAUAUCUAUGGCUUUGAAAGCUUUAAAACCAACAGCUUUGAGCAGUUUUGCAUUAAUUUCACAAAUGAGAAGUUGCAGCAACAUUUCAAUCAGCACGUAUUUAAAAUGGAACAAGAAGAAUAUACAAAGGAGGAGAUCAAUUGGAGCUACAUUGAAUUUGUUGACAACCAAGAUGUUUUGGACCUUAUUGAAAAGAAACCUGGUGGAAUCAUUGCUCUCCUUGAUGAAGCUUGCAUGUUUCCAAAGUCAACACAUGAAACGUUUUCAAACAAACUGUAUCAGACAUUUAAGAAUCAUAAGCGCUUCAUUAAGCCAAAAUUGUCUCGGACAGAUUUCACUAUUUCUCAUUAUGCAGGCGAGGUGCAAUACCAGUCUGAUCAAUUUCUAGACAAAAACAAGGAUUAUGUUGUCCCUGAGUAUCAAGAUUUGCUGGGUGCUUCCAAAUGUUCUUUUGUAGCUGGCCUUUUUCCUCCACUUCCAGAAGAGACAUCAAAAUCUUCCAAAUUUUCUUCAAUUGGUUCUCGCUUUAAGCUACAACUGCAGUCACUGAUGGAUACAUUAAACUCUACAGAGCCUCAUUACAUUAGAUGUGUGAAACCAAACAACCUCCUGAAGCCUGCAAUUUUUGAGAAUCAAAACAUUAUGCAACAACUUCGUUGUGGUGGUGUUUUAGAGGCAAUCAGAAUUAGUUGCGCGGGCUACCCUACUCGGCGUGCUUUCUUUGAAUUUAUGCAUCGGUUUAGCCUCCUCGCCCCGGAGAUCGCAGAUUCACACCACGAUGAGAAGGUUGUUUGCCAAAAGAUUCUAGAAAAAAUGGGGCUUGCUGGAUAUCAGAUUGGAAAAACAAAGGUAUUCCUAAGGGCAGGUCAGAUGGCUGAACUAGAUGCUCGUAGGGCUCAAGUACUCAGCAAUGCAGCAAAAACUAUCCAACGGCGUGUACGAACCUAUCAAGCUCGACAACAUUAUCUUUCAUUGCGGACGAAGACCAUAUUCGUGCAGUCUGUGUGCAGAGCAAACCUUGCAUGCAAACUUUAUCAGAACAUGAGGCGGAAAGCAGCUGCAAUAAAAAUUCAGAAGCAUGCUCGCAGAUAUGAAGCUAGGAAAUCAUAUAGGAAACUCCACGCAUCAGUUCUUACCUUACAAACAGCUUUAAGGGCAGUGGCAUCCCUUAAAGAGUUCAAGUUUAGAAAACAGACUAAAGCCUCAAUCAUUAUUCAGGCUCGUUAUAGGUGCCACAGAGCUUCUAAAUAUUACAAGAGGCUUAAGGUAGGAGCAAUAGUCGCACAAUGCAGAUGGAGGGGGAAGAUGGCCAGGAGAGAACUCAGGAAACUGAAGAUGGCUGCAAGAGAAACUGGUGCACUUCAAGAAGCAAAGGACAAACUUGAAAAAAGGGUGGAGGAACUCACCUGGCGUCUCCAACUAGAAAAAAGUUUGCGGACCAACCUCGAAGAGUCUAAAGCACAAGAGAUAUCGAAACUGCAGAAUUCAUUACAGGAGAUGCAGGGUAAACUUGAUGAAACCAAUGCUCUGCUUGUCAAGGAGCGAGAGAAUGUAAAGAAGGUUACCAUCGAAGCAACUCCGGUUAUCCAAGAAAAGGAGGUUAUUGUUGAAGACACUGCAAAGAUUGACGCACUAACAGCGGAAGUUGAGAGGCUAAAGACUUCCCUUGAGACGGAGAAACAGAAAGCUGAUGAAUUUGAAAAGAAAUAUAAUGAAAUCCAAGCUUCGAGUGAAGAAAAGACUCACAAAUUAGAAGACACAGAGAAGAAGGCUCGUCAGCUCCAAGAAUCACUACACAGGCUGGAAGAGAAGAUUCAUAAUUUAGAAUCAGAGAAUCAAGUUCUACGUCAACAAGCUCUGUCCAUGUCUCCUAACAAGUUCCUCUCAGGCCGCUCCAGAUCAAUUAUGCAGAGAGUUGAGAGUGGACAUAUUGCAGUGGAGUCUAAGCCAUCUUUGGAGAUGCAUAGUCCAUCAAUGAACCACAGAGAAUCCUCUGAAAUGGAGGAUAAGCCACAGAAGUCAUUGAAUGAGAAACAGCAAGAGAAUCAAGAGUUGCUCAUUAGAUGCGUUGCACAACAUUUAGGCUUUGCUGGAAAUAGACCAAUUGCAGCCUGUAUCAUAUACAAAUGCCUAUUGCAUUGGAGAUCGUUUGAAGUUGAGCGUACCAGUGUUUUCGAUCGCAUAAUCCAAACUAUUGGGCAUGCAAUUGAGACACAGGAGAACAAUGAUGUCUUGGCUUAUUGGUUAUCCAAUGCUUCUACGCUUCUCUUGUUACUCCAGCGCACCCUUAAAGCGAGUGGUGCAGCUGGAAUGGCUCCUCAACGCCGUCGUUCUUCAUCAGCAACUCUUUUUGGAAGGAUGACACAAAGUUUCCGUGGAGCACCGGGGGGAGUGAACCUUUCUCUCAUCAAUGGUGGCAUGAAUGGUGGAGUGGAUGCAUUAAGACAAGUUGAAGCUAAGUACCCAGCUUUGCUUUUCAAACAGCAGCUUACAGCUUAUGUGGAAAAGAUAUAUGGAAUGAUCAGAGAUAAUUUGAAGAAAGAAAUUUCUCCUUUGCUUGGAUUGUGCAUUCAGGCACCAAGAACAUCCAGAGCAAGCUUGGUUAAGGGAUCAUCACGUUCAGUUGCAAACACCGAAGCUCAGAAAGCCUUGAUUGCACAUUGGCAAGGGAUAGUUAAGAGCCUUGGAAACUUCUUAAAUACUCUAAAAGCAAAUCAUGUUCCUCCAUUCUUGGUUCGUAAGGUGUUCACCCAAAUUUUUUCAUUCAUCAACGUCCAACUUUUCAACAGUCUUCUCUUAAGACGAGAGUGCUGCUCAUUUAGCAACGGAGAAUAUGUGAAAGCUGGUUUGGCUGAAUUGGAGCAUUGGUGUUAUAAAGCAACAGAUGAGUAUGCAGGCUCAGCUUGGGAUGAACUCAAACAUAUAAGACAGGCUAUAGGAUUUCUGGUCAUACAUCAAAAACCAAAGAAAACGCUGGAUGAAAUAAGUCAUGACCUAUGUCCUGUACUUAGUAUACAACAGUUAUAUCGAAUAAGUACUAUGUACUGGGAUGACAAGUAUGGCACACACAGUGUGUCCCCUGAUGUCAUAUCCAAUAUGAGAGUGUUGAUGACUGAAGAUUCAAAUAAUGCCGUUAGUAAUUCUUUCCUGUUGGAUGAUGAUUCAAGCAUUCCAUUUUCUGUUGAUGACAUAUCAAAGUCGAUGGAACAGAUAGAUAUAUCUGAUAUAGAGCCCCCACCAUUAAUUCGUGAGAAUUCUGGCUUUAGCUUCUUGUUGCCACGCGCAGACUGA